AUGUCCGACUCGCUCAUCGUGCAAUUGGCGCGGCAAAUCACGCAGAAUGUAGAGGCCAUCGACCAGUACCACGACGCGGCCGGGCUGCGGAAACAUUCAUUCGACAUCGAUACCCCGCCAAAGUACAACUACCCACCGCACAUCGAGACGGCGCGACAGGAAGUCUUUGCCGCCACGACCGACCUGCGCGAUCUGGUCCUGGGCCCGGUCGAGGCGCUCAAGAUUCGCUCCGAGAGUUACGCCGAUCUCGUCAGUCUGCAUGUCAUCUACAAGUUUGGCAUUGCAGAAAGCUUUCCGGUGGGCGGCGAGGCCAGCUUCAAGGACAUUGCGGCCGUCAGCGGCAUCACGGAGCACAACACCAGCCGUCUGAUGCGGCACGGCAUGCUGCAGCACAUGUUCAAGGAGGUCCGCCCCGGCAUUGUGGCACACACGGCGUCUACCCAGGCCAUUGCCGAGGACGAGUCCGUAAAGGACAUGCUGGGCACGAACGUGGAUGAGUUGUGGCGCUCCUCGCCACGGGUCACCGACGCCCUCCAAGGCUGGCCUACAUCCAAAGAACUCUCCCAAACCCCCUACUCCAUCGGCACCGGCACCGGCGCCCCCUUCUUCGCCGAAAUGGCCAAACACCCGCAGCGCGCCCAACGCUUCGCCAACGCCCUCCGCCAGUACAACCCGGACCACCUCACGCUGCGGCGCACCCUCGUCGAAGCCUACGACUGGGCCGCCCUCGGCGCCGCCACCAUCGUCGACCUCGGCGCCAUCAGCGGCGGCCUCAGCAUCCGCCUCGCAGAACUCUACCCCAACCUCCGCUUCGUCGUCACCAAUUCCUCCGCCAUGCUGGCGCAGCAAUACCAGCAGCAGCAGCAACAACAACAUCAACACGGCCCAAGUAGUCCCGAACACGAAAACAACCACAACCACGAAACCUCUCCCCGCCCCAACGGCACCACAUCCACAUCCACAUCCCCAUCCACCCCAAACGGCACCACAUCCCCACCCCCCCAAGCAGUAACCGACAGGAUAACAUGGAUCCCCGCCCCCAUCUUCGACACCCAGCCGCUCCUCGCCCACGGCGCCGACAUCUACUACCUCCGCUUCCACCUGCACAGCUGCCCAGACGCCUACGCCGUCCGCCUCCUGCACGGCCUGAUCCCCUGCCUCAAGCCCGGCGCGCGCCUCCUCCUGCACGAUUUCGUGCCCACGCGCUGGGCGGGCAUUUCGGCGUGGGAGGAGCGGCAGAUGCGGAUCAUCGACAUGCAGCAGCUCAUCUUCCUGAAUAGCCAGACGCGCUCGCUGGCGCAGUGGGAGGCGCUGUUUGCGCAGGCGGAUGCGCGGUUCGAGUUUCUUGGCGUGACGGCGUCGAGGCAUGGGUUGGAUAUUUUUGAGGUGCGGUGGCGGGGUUGA
Pseudovirgaria hyperparasitica is the source of this 1404-nucleotide messenger RNA. Its product is annotated as S-adenosyl-L-methionine-dependent methyltransferase. NCBI's taxonomy places the organism in Eukaryota, Fungi, Ascomycota, Dothideomycetes, Acrospermales, Acrospermaceae. Bases 1 to 1404 code for a protein of 467 amino acids. The record is from RefSeq and is a predicted model, not a curated record. The transcript has 5 exons. Gene Ontology annotation, molecular function: methyltransferase activity.